This is a messenger RNA of Aspergillus candidus, 537 nucleotides long. RefSeq names its product DUF4863 family protein. NCBI's taxonomy places the organism in Eukaryota, Fungi, Ascomycota, Eurotiomycetes, Eurotiales, Aspergillaceae. The transcript is spliced from 2 exons. Bases 1 to 537 code for a protein of 178 amino acids. The record is from RefSeq and is a predicted model, not a curated record.
AUGUCCGAGUCACACCCGAAUGCUCAAAAGCUGCUCGGCAGAGCACAAGAAUUCUUCAACGAGGUCCAAGACCUAACCCCCGGCCAAGAGCUCGAAAAAUUCCUCAACAAAAACUACGGUCCCGGCACACCCUACUACAACGACUUCAGCCAGCUCGCCCGCCAAGGCCUCACCGAAGGCUGGGCGGCAAACAUCGAGCUCGACGGUCCCAAAUACCGGCGCAGUCGCAUCUUCGCGCCGUGCGAAGAAACGCGCUAUUUCAGCAUCACCGCGGUCUACAUGGACAGCCAGGAGGUCUUCCGCGGACAGUACCAUGCGCAUCCGUACGGCGAGAUCAACGUCGUGAUCCCGCUGGACGAGACCGCUGAGAUCAUGGGCAUGGCGGGAUGGAUGGGCGCCGGGUGGACGUCGCCCGGGCCGGGGACGCACCAUUAUCCUGAGGUGAGGGGUGGUGCGCUGGUGGCAUUGUUCUUUUUGCCGGCUGGGAGGAUCUCUUAUAAGGCGACGCCGGGGAUGCCGCAGCCUGCUUAUGUUUGA